AUGGACUAUGAUGAGAAUAAUUAUUAUUAUCAACUCAUUCAAUUAGUCGGUUUAUUGUAUUAUGCUGGUGAUGUUAUUGGAAGAUUUGUUGAAAUAUUUGCAAAACCACAUAUUAAAGUAGUAUUAAUAUCAAGUGUUAUUAAUGUUUUGAUAGCAACAAUAACCAUCUUACCGGUUUACUUUUGUACAGCAGGGAAUAUUUCACAUGCAACUAUAGCCGAAAAAGUUAUGUUAGGCUAUGCACCUUUAUUGGGACUGGUUAAUGGAUUUAUUGUUUCAUGUGCUAUCGAAUAUUCAAUUUCUCAAGUUGAACCACGUUUGGCUGUGGCUUUAGUUUUACUUUUUUUAUAUCUUGGAAUAUUUGCAGGAGAUAUAAGUCAAUUAUUAACAUCAGGAUUAGAUUUAUAUCUUUCAUCAUCUCAAAAAGAUUGUUCUCCAACUUUUGUCUAA
Molecule: messenger RNA, 450 nt
Organism: Entamoeba nuttalli P19
Lineage: Eukaryota; Evosea; Mastigamoebida; Endamoebidae
Exons: 1
Coding region: 1-450 (149 amino acids)
Source: RefSeq, a predicted model, not a curated record